Molecule: messenger RNA, 3578 nt
Organism: Ciona intestinalis (vase tunicate)
Lineage: Eukaryota; Metazoa; Chordata; Ascidiacea; Phlebobranchia; Cionidae
Source: RefSeq, a predicted model, not a curated record
UGAAGGAACUGCCUUUUUAACAUUCGUUCAUCGAUUUAACAGCCAGUAACCAGCGUUUUAUAAAAAGAUUUAAUUCAGGAUUUUAACGAUUAAUUUAAGUACUGAUAUAUAUAUAUAUAUAUAUUACUGUCUUGUCAGUUCUGAAGUUGUUAGGUAUCAGAGCAAAAGUUAGCAUGGAAACAAACCGAUAUUUUAUGAUCGUUCUCUGUGUUUUAGGUUCGUCACUUGGCCAGACGACACUCCCAACGCAUCAGCCUGAUAAUGUUACGUUCACUUCACAAACAAUCACAGAAGUUUCACGUACAAAUUCUACAAGUGCCAUAACAUCCGGGGUGCAAAUGACAACCAAAGCGGAAAUUGUUUGUGAGUCGCACGAGUGGCUCUGUGAAAUCGAAGGAAUUUGCAUUUUCACUUUUUACAGAUGUGACGGUUAUGAUGAUUGCGCCCCAAGCAGGGAGGAUGAAACGAAUUGUUUAGACUGGGAAUGUUCGCGGUCUCAGUGGAAAUGUCCGAAAGAUGGAAUUUGUAUUCUCGCCGUAGAAAGAUGUGACGGUCAGCCAAAAUGCAAAGGAGAAGAAGACGAACAGAAUUGCGAAUCGUACCAGUGCCUGUCUGGUGUAAAAUGUGAUGAUAACAAGCAGUGCAUUCGUCGAGGUGCGAAGUGCGAUGGGGUGGCAGAUUGCAAUGAUAAGUCGGACGAGAUCGGUUGUUUUGACUGCGAGGCCGACCAGUUUCAAUGUGCCAGCAAUUUCGACUGCGUCAGUCGGCAGUUUCUCUGCAACGGUUUCCCAGAUUGCGAAGACGGGUCGGACGAAAUAGCAUGUGAUAUGUGUUUCAAUCAUACAAAUGAGAUCGAAAUGCCAACAAAUAAUGAAAAAUCUACAAAAGUUUGCAACUUUGGGUGGACAGGGCAGUUUUGUAACGAAACUUGUUUAACAUGCACGUCAACUUAUUGCCAACAAGAUCCAUUUGAAUUCGCAAAAUACGAACUUUCAUUAAACGAAAACACUUGCGUGCCCAAUAACAGUAGAAUUCUGGUUCUACGUCACUCGUUUGUGGGUAAAUUGACCAAUCAGAAAUUAGCUGAGGUUCCGAAUUUGUUCCUGCUUAAAUUAGUAAAUAUGACGCACUCUGAAAUUCAAUCUGGAACAUUCGACAACUCUCAACUUCGUAUUCUCUACAUGAACAGUGCAAAUCUCGAUGAUGAUUCCAUUGUGUUCAAACUUCAAUAUCUACUCGUUUUAAACUUAGAUUUCAAUAAACUUACAAAAGUUCCACCGCUAGACGGCGCUCCAUUUAUACGACUUCUCUCCAUCAGCGGUAACAGAAUUCGUAGGUUGGGGGCACGAGCCUUCUUCUCUGUACAAAGCACUCUACGAAUUCUGUGGCUGAGCAACAACAUGAUAUCAGUCGUUCAUCCAGAUUCAUUCCAAGGUUUAAUUUCCCUUCAACACCUCGACCUUAGCAACAACUGUAUUACGUCACUGGAGAACGGUUUUCUCAACGAACUCCACGACUUGAGCAGCUUGUUUUUAAACGGAAACAACAUUUUGAAGAUUCCGCUACUGAUUGGUUUACGGCAAUCAUUUCGUAUGUGGUUGCCAGAUCAACUAAACUGUUCUAACAUUGUACCUGAUCCAAACUGGGCUUGCCAAAAAAUCCAAAGCAACGCCGGUCAGUUUACAAAAGGAAAAGUCCCUUCUUUAUUCGAAAUCACCGAUACGCUGGAUAACUGCGAGAAUACCUCUAUCUCUCAGAGUGAGCGUGUUGUCGAUUUGAUUGGGGCUUGUCGACACAACAUAACAGACAGAUGCAACGUUGCUUUGUGCGGUUCCAUGCAGGCCUUUACAGAUAAUUGUAUCUCAAGCACUGUUGGUAACUGUAAUAUCAACUGCAGUUGUACCGACGACAGCUUUACCUGCCAAGACACAUUAUUGCAGUUACGCAAUAAGGAUUUAUUGUGUUUGCACUCGGACCUCAAACUUCUAUCGUUAAAGAACGUCACACUCCAAGAAAAGGCGCUAAACGCCAUUUUGAAACAUAUGUCCUCUCUCACAGGUCUUACUGUCUCACGCCAAAAUAACGUGACGAUUUUUGACCAGUACUUUGAAAGACAUGACUGCCUUCUUAAGAACGUAUCAUAUACACGGUCAGGUUUGACUGCUGUACCAAACUUUAUAAAGAAAUGUUCUGUUCUUGUCAGCUUGGACCUGACAAACAAUAAGAUUUUGAUCAUUUUCAAGCAAGAUUUUAUGCAGCUGUCGAACCUUACGAUGUUAAAGCUGCAAGCGAACGACCUUAUGGAAAUAGAGAGCGGUUCUUUUAAUAAUCUAAAACAAUUGGAAACACUAGAUAUAUCUGGAAACACACAGGUUGUCUAUGAUAAUAACCUUCUUUCUGAGCAGAAAAAGUUGAAACGAGUGUACGGGAACAACUUUAGAAUUUGCUGUCUCGCAAGGAAAACUUCUCCAUCGUUGCUACAGUGUAGUCCAGAAGACCCAAUCUCAUCAUGCGAUCGACUUAUUGCUAAAGAUUACAUCAGAGCAUUGAUAUGGAUACAGGCAUUUAUUGCUAUCAUUGGUAACGCGAUGGUGGCAGUUUUAAGAGCUCGUGAGUAUCCGAAACAGGAGAGCAGAGGAGGUAAAGUGAACACCAGUUUUGUUGGUGUGCUCUCAGUAGCCGACUUACUCAUGGGAAUUUAUCUACUCAUGAUCGCGGUGGUGGAUUCUGUGCACCAAGUCGAGUUCUUCGCGUUUUCGCACAUUUGGCGCCACAGUGGGUUUUGUCGGUUUUGUGGAUUUCUGUCUCUAUUCUCGGCAGAGGCGUCAGUUUUUACUCUUUUGGUAAUCACUUUUACUCGAAUGGUGUCCAUUGUAAGUCCGAUAUAUUACCUUCGAGCAAACUUGCGCAUUUUUCGUAUCGCCAUGCUGUUGGCUUGGACUGUUGCACUUAUUAUCUCUGUUAUCCCCGUAUUCCGCCUUCCCAAUUUCUUCUCACAAACAAGUCUGUGCCUCCCUGCUUUUUACACUUCCAAACGAGACAGCGAUUGGAUUUUUUCACUUUUUGUCAUCAUUUUCAAUCUCGUUGCCUUCUUCGCAAUGGUGACUUCGUACCUCGUCAUUAUCAUUGCCACGCAACGAAGUCAAACUCGUUCAGAAAACAGGAGAUCCAGCAACCCACGACCAAAGCACAACCUCGGUAGGCGGGUCUUUUUGAUCGUUGCUACAGACUUUUGUUGCUGGAUACCCGUUUGCAUACUUGGUUUUGUGUCAAUCGGCAGCGGUGGACUUAAUUUCUACAACGACGUUUACCCAUGGACGGCUGUUAUUUUGCUUCCUAUUAAUUCAUCCAUGAACCCCUUGAUCUACACUUUCUUGACCCGACAGUCUUUAUGCCAAGCUAUAAAUCAAAUUCGAACUGACACUGGGCCAAGAACCAGUUCUACUGGAACCGGAAAGUAGAUUAUUCCGUGUAGGCUAAAUGUUUUUUAAAACAAAAUUUCCUUCGGUUUUAUUUUGUACAAAGUGUAUUUACUAUACUGUUGAUUUGUAUAUAAAAUACAGUAAUUUCGAAUCAUG